Messenger RNA from Nannospalax galili (Upper Galilee mountains blind mole rat), 927 nucleotides. Its product is annotated as olfactory receptor 5B3-like. NCBI's taxonomy places the organism in Eukaryota, Metazoa, Chordata, Mammalia, Rodentia, Spalacidae. Gene Ontology annotation, cellular component: membrane. Gene Ontology annotation, biological process: G protein-coupled receptor signaling pathway; sensory perception of smell. The transcript has a single exon. The coding region runs from base 4 to 927 and encodes 307 amino acids. The record is from RefSeq and is a predicted model, not a curated record. Gene Ontology annotation, molecular function: odorant binding; G protein-coupled receptor activity; olfactory receptor activity.
UUGAUGGAUAACCAGACAGAAGUGACACAGUUCAUCCUCCUGGGACUCACUGAUGACCCAGGCCUGCAGGUUCCCCUCUUUAUCACCUUCCUCCUCAUCUACACCAUCACCCUGGUUGGGAACCUGGGGAUGAUCCUGCUGAUUCUCUUGGACUAUCAGCUCCACACUCCCAUGUACUUUUUCCUAGGUAACCUGUCUCUGGUGGAUUUCUGUUACUCCUCAACUAUCACUCCCAUACUCAUGGCUGGACUCCUCACAGGUGACACAGUCAUCUCCUACAAUGAUUGUGCUGCUCAGAUGUUCUUUUUUGGAGCCUUUGGAAGUGUGGAAAAUUACCUGUUGGCCUCAAUGUCCUAUGAUCGCUAUGCUGCAGUGUGUAAGCCCCUACACUAUGCCACCACCAUGACAGCACGUGUUUGUGCAUGUCUUUCCGUAGGUUCUUACAUAUGUGGUUUCCUGAAUGCCUCCAUCCACACUGUGGACACGUUCAGGCUUUCCUUCUGCAAGUCAAACGUGGUCCAUCACUUUUUCUGUGAUGUUCCAGCAGUCCUGAUUCUCUCUUGCUCUGAUAGACAUGUUAGCAAGCUGGUUCUUAUUUAUGCAGUGAGCUUCAAUAGCUUUUUUGCCCUCUCAGUUAUUGGGACAUCCUAUGCAUUCAUUUUUAUCACUAUUUUAAAGAUGCAGUCAGGUGCAGGAUAUCAGAAGGCUGUGUCCACCUGUGCCUCCCACUUCACUGCCAUCACCAUUUUCUAUGGGACUGGCAUUUUCGUGUACCUACAGCCCAGCUCCAGUCACUCCAUGGACAAUGACAAAAUCGCAUCUGUGUUCUACACCAUGGUCAUCCCCAUGCUGAACCCUCUGGUCUACGGCCUGAGGAACAAGGAGGUCAAGAAUGCAUUCAGGAAAGUUUUACUGGAAGCAAAGUAA